AUGGCCGACACAGGUGCCAAACCAGCCCCGAAUGCCCCGAAUGCCCAGAAUGGCACAGAAAGACAUGAAGAGUAUCAAUAUUUGGACCUCGUGCGCGAAAUACUCGACAAUGGCGAGCACAGGCCAGACAGGACCGGCACGGGCACAUACUCCAUAUUCGCACCACGCCCGCUCAAGUUCUCCCUCAACAGAGACGGCACGCCGAUCCUCCCGCUGCUGACGACGAAGCGUGUCUUCUCGCGGGCCGUCAUCCUUGAGCUGCUAUGGUUCGUGUCGGGCGCGACGUCGUCCAAACCCCUGACCGACGCCGGGGUCAAGAUCUGGGACGGCAACGGCAGCCGCGAAUUCCUGGACGGGCUGGGCCUGCAGCACCGCGAGGUGGGCGACCUGGGCCCCGUAUACGGGUUCCAGUGGCGGCACUUUGGCGCCGAGUACACCGACUGCCACGCCGACUACACGGGCCAGGGCGUCGACCAGCUGGCCGAGGUCGUGCACAAGCUCCGCACGAACCCGUACGACCGCCGCAUGGUGCUCAGCGCCUGGAACCCCAAGGACCUCAAGCUCAUGGUCCUGCCGCCGUGCCACAUGUUUGCGCAGUUUUACGUCUCGUACCCCAAGACCACCGACAGUAACGGCAACGGCAACCCCGCCGCAGCAGAAGACGCGGACCAGACGUCAUCAUCCACAUCCAAGCAGCCCAAGGGUCACCUCCACUGCCAGCUCUACCAGCGGUCGUGCGACAUGGGCCUGGGCGUGCCCUUCAACAUCGCCAGCUACGCGCUGCUGACGCACAUGAUUGCGCGCGCCACGGGUCUAGUGCCGGGGUCGCUGACGCACGUCAUGGGUGACGCCCACGUUUACGCCGACCACGUCGACGCGCUCCGGACGCAGCUGGAGCGCGAGCCUAGGCCGUUCCCCGAACUCGAGAUCAACAGGCCCGAGGUGCCCGAGGGCGGCGACGGCGUCAUUGACGGCUGGAAGCUGGAGGAUUUCGUCAUCAAGGGUUAUGACCCGCACAAGGCCAUUGCUAUGAAGAUGUCUGUCUGA
Messenger RNA from Pyricularia pennisetigena, 1047 nucleotides. RefSeq lists its product as uncharacterized. The transcript has 2 exons. The record is from RefSeq and is a predicted model, not a curated record. Bases 1 to 1047 code for a protein of 348 amino acids. Gene Ontology annotation, molecular function: thymidylate synthase activity. Gene Ontology annotation, cellular component: mitochondrion; cytosol. Gene Ontology annotation, biological process: dTMP biosynthetic process. Lineage: Eukaryota; Fungi; Ascomycota; Sordariomycetes; Magnaporthales; Pyriculariaceae.